This is a messenger RNA of Kuraishia capsulata CBS 1993, 894 nucleotides long. RefSeq lists its product as uncharacterized. The transcript has a single exon. Bases 1 to 894 code for a protein of 297 amino acids. NCBI's taxonomy places the organism in Eukaryota, Fungi, Ascomycota, Pichiomycetes, Pichiales, Pichiaceae. The record is from RefSeq and is a predicted model, not a curated record.
AUGUCCGAUCAAUCCCUUUCCACCACGACUUCUCCAACCUGUGCGAAAUGCCACAAGAUACGAACCUCCCCACAAACAGAUCGAAACCCAGACUCGCUGGCAAAAUACAAAACCUGCGAUGAGUGCAGAGACAGAAACAAACUGUACAAAAAGAACCAAAAAUUGCGGAUGUUGGAGAAGUUGAACAGCAUAGGCUCCGAGACUGGGUAUCAAACGAGACAGUCGUCGAUUCUGGAUCCCGUGGACUACGAGCUCUCCAAGGAAACUCUUUUUGAAAAGGAUUUUUCCAACACCGCACGAGUGAUAGAUACAAGAGCAGACUUCAACGGGUUCUUGGAGGGAUUAUCGCGAAAUGCGUUUGAGGACGUUGCUUCGCUGAAGUUCAAAGGGAAGGUUCCACAGUAUGUUCUGCAAACUCUUGGAGACAGAAACCCGUUGUUGGGGCUGUUUCUUCACCCGAAUUCGAAUUACGAGGAUAUGGAAGCUGUGGGUGCCAUGAAGGAGAUUUUCAAGAAUGGUUUGCGGAUUCACUACAUCGCACGGAUUCAAGACGUGCUUGAAAAGGCCGGCUAUAGGUUCACGGGCCGGUCCACCAAAUGGAAAGGAACGCGCUAUUAUUCGCAAAUGACGUGUACCAGAGAUUCUGCAAAUCUCAAACCUGACCAUAAAGAGAAUACUGCCAGUCGCAGCUACGAUUGCAAUUCGAGAUUGAAUCUCUCGUACGAUGCCUAUGCUGGAACUCUUGGGUUAGAAUACAGUCACCGGCGCCACAGUGCAGAUGCCAGGCCAGCAAUAAAAGUGCCUGGAAUGGCAGAAGAGUUAACGGAAACGCCUCUGUUGGGAUCGUUCGCGUCGAAGCUGAACGCUCUUCACAGUGGGGAGUGGGGAACAUGA